UUUCAGAACAAUUUGGAGCUUUAUGCCGACGAAUCAAAAUGGCUUUCCAACCAGACCAACACGAAUUAGAGCAGGUAAUUCAACUCUUACAACACGCUCACUCCACAGACAGAGAUGUUCAACGUAAUGUUCAAGUGCAAUUGGUACAGCUCAAUGAGCAUCAGAAGUUCUGUUGUUAUCUGGUUUACAUACUGAGCGACAUGAAGGAGAUGAUUGACGCGACGAGUCGAUCGCUGGCCGGCUUGUUGCUUAAAAAUAAUAUUCGAGCAAAAUGGAAUAAGUAUCCGCAGGACGUGAAGUUUUUCGUCAGGACAACAUGUUUGAAAAGUAUAGGCGAUCAAGAGCCACUGAUUCGUGCGACAGUAGGUAUCAUUGUCACGACUAUCGUUAUGGAGGAGAAUAUGUGCGAUUGGCCGGACCUUCUAGACACUCUGGCCACAGUUCUGAUGCAACCCGACGAGCUGAUGCAAGAAGGCGCUCUUGGAGCACUUCAGAAGGUUUUCGAAGACUCGGCGGAUCGGUAUGAGUCGGAAUUUCUUCGGCCAAUCAUGCCGAAGCUUCUUGUUUUCUAUGAGCAUCAUGCUGCGAAGAUGCGGGCUCUUGCAAUGAAUUGUGUGAAUUGCAUUCUAAUGGUUAAUAAUGAUCCAAUUGAUUUUGCAAUAGAUCAAUUUCUUACUUCGCUUUUCGCUCGCCACAAUGACAAUGAUGAGGAGGUGCAAAAACAGUUAUGUAGAUCGCUGACGCUUCUGCUGGACACACACAUCGAGAAAAUGAUGCCUCAUUUGCCGAAUGUCAUAGAAUAUAUUAUUAAGAAGACUCAAGAUCACAACGAGUCGAUUGCCUUAGAGGCCUGCGAGUUUUGGCUUUCAAUUGCUGAGAAUAGUGAUAUUUGCCGAACAAUGGUGCUUCCACAUCUCGAUAAGCUCAUACCAGUUCUGCUUGGCUCCAUGCGAUAUUCUGAGACAGAUCCUGCGUUGAAAGCUAAUGAUGAAGAUAGUUCGGUUCCUGAUAGAGAGGAGGAUAUCAAGCCUAGGUUUCAUAAGUCGAAGCAGCAUGGUCUUGGUGGCCUUGUGGAGUCGGAUGAUGAGGAAGACGAGGACGAUGAUGACGAUGGUGGUGGCGACUGGAAUAUCAGAAGGUGUUCAGCAGCAUCUUUAGAUGUUCUGGCUUCUAUUUUUGGAAAGGAUCUGUUGGAUAAGCUCUUCCCCCUCCUCAAGGACACAUUGAUGAAUGACAACUGGCUGGUCAAAGAGUCUGGAAUACUUGCGCUCGGGGCAAUCGCGGAGGGAUGCAUGGACGGCGUUGUGCCACACCUUGGCGAGCUCAUACCAUUCAUGCUGGCUAUGAUGUUUGACAAGAAGCCACUCGUUCGAUCGAUCACGUGCUGGACGCUGUCCAGAUAUAGUUCGCAUAUUGCAUCCGACGAGAACUUCAGGCAACAGUUUUUCAAGGAUGUGCUCGCCAAUCUUCUCCGCUGUUCGCUCGACGGAAACAAGAAAGUUCAAGAAGCUGCAUGCUCUGCGUUCGCAACUCUCGAAGAAGAAGCUGGCGAGCAGCUCAUUCCAUUCCUUGGCGAGAUCCUCGAUCAACUGGUCAAGGCGUUCCAGUGCUAUCAGGCAAAGAAUCUUCUGAUUUUGUACGAUGCCAUCGGAACACUAGCGAAUUCUGUGGGCGACGCGUUAAGUCAUCCGGUUUAUGUGCAAAUGCUCAUGCCGCCGUUGAUGGAGAAGUGGGAGCGGUUGAGUGACGAGGACAAGGAGUUGUUCCCACUUUUGGAAUGUAUUUCUGCAAUUGUUUCAGCAAUGGGACAAUCCUUCCUUCCAUACAUUCAACCGGUAUUCACAAGGUGCUGUAGUCUCAUCGAAAAGUGUGUUCAACAAAACCAACAACACAUUAUGGCUCCGGAUCAAGUAGAAGCUCCCGAAACGGACUUUAUCAUUGUGGCGCUUGAUCUCCUCUCGGGACUCGCUGAGUCGUUACCGGAACAUAUGGAUCCCUUGGUGGCAAACAGCAAGCUGGUCGAGUUGAUGUUGUUCUGCUCGUUAGAUGUGACGCCAGACGUCAGACAAUCGUGCUUCGCGUUACUCGGAGAUUUGACGAAAGCGUGUCCAGAACGAGUGCUCCCACAGAGUAAAAUCUUACAAUUUGCAGGCAAUUUCAUAUUUUUUCUCGCCCAAAACCUGGAUCCCUCCAAGAUCAGUGUGUGCAACAAUGCGAUUUGGGCGCUCGGAGAGUUGGCGCUGAAAAUGGGUCCCGCAAUGAAACAGUUCAUCGGGCCCAUCAUUGAACCUCUGAUUGUUGUCAUCAAUAGCCAGCAGAAUAUGCAGCGGACGUUGUUGGAGAAUACUGCCAUCACAAUCGGCCGUCUCGGACAAUGUUGCGGUGAAGAGCUGGCUCCCCAUAUCAGCCGAUUCGUUCGCCCUUGCUGCUACUCACUUCGAAAUAUUAAGGAUAACGCGGAAAAAGAGAGCGCGUUCAUCGGUUUAUGCAAUAUGAUCAACAUGAAUCCCGUCGGAGUUCUCAAUGAUUUCAUCUUUUGGUGUGACGCUAUCGCUUCGUGGACAGUACCGACCGACUCACUUCGGGUUCUUUUUGCCGGGAUUCUUCAAUCAUUCAAACAACAAGUCGGCGAUUUCAACUGGAACAACUUCAUUCUACAACUUCCACCGCCGUUGCGUGAACGUCUCUCUGCUUUCUAUCAGAUUUAGGGAAAAACGAGUAUCUAGAUAUGCAAUUUUCUCUUUGAAUCUAACUAGAAAUGGCUUUACGACCGGAUACUACUAACCUGGCCGGUUUCUAAUUUCAUUCGGGGCAAAUUUCUAUAUUUUCCUUGAAUUUUAUACAAAAAAUUUCCCAAUAUGUGUGUGUCUUCGUUGUUGUGCUGUUCUCUGUUAUUACGACCUCCUUCCCAAUUUUCGAUUUAACAUUAAUUUGUAUGUGUUGUUUUUGUGAUGAUGCUCAAUGUUCCUCGCCCCAUCUUUUCACCUCUUUUUAACGUGUAAUGCCCGAUUUUUUUGAAACUUUUACCAAAUCUUCCCUUUUCAAAAAAAUCCUGAAGUAGUCCAAUUUUCAGUUUGAUCUAUAUUGUCCGUUCCUUUUCUCACAUUCACCCCAUCACUUUCCUGUCCGUUGUUGUGUCCUUUGUCUGUGUGUAUGUCUACCGAUUAUCAGUUUCAUUUUCUAUCCUUCAUUUUUUAAUGAUUCAUGGUUUAUUAUAAAUUUUUGUAACCACAAAAAA
Messenger RNA from Caenorhabditis elegans, 3238 nucleotides. RefSeq names its product Importin N-terminal domain-containing protein (gene imb-2). Gene Ontology annotation, biological process: intracellular protein transport; protein import into nucleus. Gene Ontology annotation, cellular component: cytoplasm. The transcript has 7 exons. Gene Ontology annotation, molecular function: small GTPase binding. Lineage: Eukaryota; Metazoa; Nematoda; Chromadorea; Rhabditida; Rhabditidae. The coding region runs from base 39 to 2708 and encodes 889 amino acids. The record is from RefSeq and is marked reviewed.